AGGAUGCGGGCGACGGCUGCGUCCAGGGCAAGUCGUUCUGCUGGGCCCGUGGAGACCUCAUCGGGAGGGGCUCCCUCGGCCAGGUCUGGAAGGCGCUGGACCGCAGGACCGGCAGGCUGAUGGCGGUCAAGGAGAUGACCCUGGACGCCAGGGACAAGGAUCGGAUGUCGAGAAGUUCCGGACGGCGCUGCAGAACGAGAUCGACCUGUACAGAUCGCUGCAACACAAGAACGUAGUCUCGUAUCUUGGCAACGAUUAUACCCUGAACAAGGCACGUUGGCGGAUAUUUACUUGGAGUACAUGCCAGGCGGAUCGAUCGCACAGGUUCUGUCGCACUUCGGACGCCUGGAGGAAUCGCUUGUCGCACGGUACUCGCGCGAUCUGUUCUCUGGGCUGGACUACCUUCACACUCGAGACCCACCAGUCUUGCACCGCGACAUAAAAGGUGCUAACAUCCUCGUCGGCCUUGACAGCACGGUCAAGCUCUCCGACUUCGGGUGCUCCAAGCGCAGCGAGGGCACCGCUGUGCACACGCUCAAGGGGUCGGUGCCAUGGAUGGCUCCCGAGGUGAUGCGACAGUCUGGCUACGGACGGAAGGCUGACAUCUGGAGCCUCGGCUGCGUGAUCAUAGAGAUGAGCACCGCCGAACCGCCCUGGGGCACCUUCGACAACUGCCUCGCGGCCAUGGUGCGCAUUGCGAUGUCGGACGAGACUCCGCCAGUGCCCGCGCACCUCUCCGAGGCGUGCAGAGACCUGGUGCGGCUCUGUACCAGGAGGGAUCCCGAGCAGCGGCCCACCGCGAAGGACUCCCGGGCACGAGUUUGCAGCCCGCGCCCCCGGCCGAUCCACAAUGGAUGAGAGUUGGGGGACAUAGCCACGGGACAGUCGCCCCGCAGCAGGCGGGGCGGCCGCACGCUGCAGGAGGCGGGGCGCGGCAGGGGUCCGCGCCAGCAGGGCGCGGCAGGGUGCGGCCGGCGGAUGCACAGCAGGAGGGAUAACCUGACUCGCCGGCCAGCGCUGAGGGGCCCGCCCCAGGCGAGCCACGCGCGUACGCACCCCGCGCGCUGAGCGGUCGACCCCGCCCCAGCCUGGCGGGGCCGAGGGCCGAAGAGCUUUCCUCCAGCAGCUCUCUCGUAGGCCCUGUUCGGCCUCUUGGCUCCCUGCAGCCGAGCGCGCGGGGCUGGCCCAGCGACGCGCCAAGGCUUUGCAGGCAGGCUGGCCCAGGUCCCUGACGGACCAUUCGAUUUUUCCUCGCCUUCUUGGCUGCAGGUCACCCGCGGGAGCGGGACGAUCCGCCUCGCUCCGCGCAUCGCGGCCUGGGCCGGAGAGCUGUCC
This is a messenger RNA of Prorocentrum cordatum, 1335 nucleotides long. The record is from the annotation of a GenBank genome assembly. NCBI's taxonomy places the organism in Eukaryota, Dinophyceae, Prorocentrales, Prorocentraceae.